Molecule: messenger RNA, 525 nt
Organism: Eurytemora carolleeae
Lineage: Eukaryota; Metazoa; Arthropoda; Copepoda; Calanoida; Temoridae
Product: actin cytoskeleton-regulatory complex protein PAN1-like
Exons: 1
Coding region: 1-525 (174 amino acids)
Source: RefSeq, a predicted model, not a curated record
AUGGGAACCAACUGGGAACCAAAUGGGAACCAAAUGGGAACCAAUUGGGAACCAACUGGGAACCAACUGGUAACCAACUGGGAACCAAAUGGGAACAAAAUGGGAACCAACUGGGAACCAAACGGGAACCAACUGGGAACCAACUGGGAACCAAAUGGGAACCAACUGGGAACCAACUGGGAACCAAAUGGGAACCAAACAGGAACCAAACGGGAACCAACUGGGAACCAAAUGGGACUCAAAUGUGAACCAACUGUGAACCAAAUGGGAACCAACUGGGAACCAACUGGGAACCAAAUGGGAAUUAAAUGGGAACCAAAUGGGUACCAAUUGGGAACCAAAUGGGAACCAAAUGGGAACCAACUGGGAACCAAAUGGGAACCAAAUGGGAACCAACUGAGAACCAACUGGGAACCAAAUGGGAACCAACUGGGAACCAGCUGGGAACCAAAUAAGAACCAACUCGGAACCAAAUGGAAACCAACUGGGAACCAAAUGGGAACCAAAUGGGACCGAUUUUUAUAA